AAAAAACGUGCACGUGCACCACGUGCAACCAAGACCACGCCAACACGACUUCGAGCUUCUGAAGGAGAGUGAGCUGGUUCCAUCGUGCGACGCCCGGGGGCGACGCUUGGAUAUUUUCAUCAAUUUUUCGACGCCGCCGGAAGAUAAAGCGUGCAUAACCUCUACGUGCAACCAAGACCACGCCAAGACGACUUCGAGCUUCUAAAGGAGAGUGAGCUGGUUCCUUUUAUUAUUUCACAACAAACCCUCUAUCUUACUUACUUACAAUUUCUAACCAAAUUUUACACAAUUGUUCAAAAUGACGUCACAAGACAAAACUUUUCCCAACGACAUUGUUCAACUUUCACGCAGUAGAGCAGCAUUUAAGGGUAAACUUACCCAAUUCACCAAUUUCAUAGAUAAUUUAGCAACUCCAUUAACUGCAGAUGAUAUUUUAAACCUUGAGUUUCGCAUAGAAAAUGUUACAUCAACUUAUGAGAAAUUUGACACAAUUCAGAUGCAAUUAGAGUGCCUGUCCGAGGACACCAGUUCUCAACUCCUCGAACGUGAAAAGUUCGAGGAGCUUUACUUUGAGAGCCUAGCCAAGGCCAAAGGCCUGGUUAUGGCCUUUAGAAACGACAAUGAUGAACCUGAAGCCAAACCAUCUCAUAGUAGUGAAUGUAUUGACUCCAUUAAAUUUCCAGAAAUUGCAUUACCCAGUUUUAGCGGUGACUUUAGGGAAUGGCUUGAAUUUAGGGAGACAUUCGAUGCCUUAAUAAAUCAGAGUUCAUUAAAAUCAAUACAAAAGUUUAAAUAUCUUCGCAGUUGUCUGAAGGACGGAGCUCUCGAGGUUGUCAAUUCGAUAGAAUACACAUCUGAUGGUUACCAAAUGGCGUGGAGGCUGUUGUGUGAACGCUACAACAACCCUCGCUUACUAGUUUCAAAUCACCUUCGAUCUCUCUUUGAAAUACCAUCUAUUUCAUCUGAAAAUGCCAAGUCACUUAGAGCAUUAAUUGAUAAUAUAAACAAACAUCUGCGAUCACUUCACACACUUAACAUUCCCAUUGAUGAUUGGGACUUAAUUAUCAUUUAUUUUAUGUCGAACAAAUUACCUUCCUCGCUGCAACGAUCAUGGGAGGAAAACCAAAGCUCAAAUGUACUACCUUCGUUGCAGGACUUCAAAAACUUUAUACGGAGGCGAGCUGACAUUCUCGACAACUUGAAUGUCACUAAACCUGGGGGCCCGGAGGCACGGAAAAGUUUGGUAACCACAUCCUCAAAGCCAAUUGUAAAUCCUUCGUGUCCGCAGUGUAAAGCUCACAUCAAAUUGGCAGACGAGAACUUCUCUUCAGCGGGUGAGGUUGACCUACUCAUUGGCGCUGAGCUAUUUUACAACUUAUUGUGCUUUGGAAGGCAUAGUCUGGGAGAGGGCUGUCCUAUAUUACAAAAGACAAAGCUGGGCUGGAUAGUAUCAGGGUCUUUAGCAAGUCCCAUACAGGUACGAUGCAAUUUAUCAUUAAAAACUCAAUUAAAACAUUUCUGGGAAAUGGAGGAAUGUGGUGACAAUCCAUUCACUCCCCAUAAUGAUCAAGUGUCCUAUGAUGACAAAGUAUGUGAGAAGGUGUUCAUGACACACACUCGCAAUGCUGAGGGCAACUUUGUAAUACAAUUACCAUUCAAAUUUCCUAUUAGUAAUUUGGGUCAAUCUAAGCACAUUGCCCAACAACGAUUCCAUUCAUUAGAACGAAAAUUUUCAAAAAACGAUGAGUUUAAGCAAAUGUAUAUUCAAUUUAUGAGAGAAUUUGAACAAACAGGGCGCAUGGAGAAAUGUACUUCCUCUGACGUCCCGCUUAAUUUCUUACCACAUCAUGCUGUUGUCAACCUAGAGAAGUCUACCACACCCCUGAGAGUAGUUUUCGAUGCUUCUUGUCCAACUUCGUCCGGGUAUUCUCCGAAUGAUAUUUUGCACAAGGGCACAAUCAAACAGGAUACACUAAAUCACAUUUUAUUACGUUUUCGAUUGCACAAAUAUGUAAUUAACGCCGACAUACGUAAAAUGUUUUGUUGCAUACACAUAAAUGCUGAUCAACAACCUCUGCAAUGCAUUCUGUGGAGGGAGGAGCCUCACCAUGAGCUUCAAACUUUCAAAUUAACAACACUCAGCUUUGGGCUGAAACCUGCGCCGCACAUUGCAACACGCUGCUUACUGCAUUUGGCACAAGAAACUCGCACUGCUUUGCAACAACUUCCAGAUGCAGCACGGUCGUCAGCCGAGUUGCCGGUGGCAGCCGCAGCGGCCGCAGCGAUCGAGGAGCAGUUCUACGCUGAUGACCUACUUCUCUCAGGUGACGAUGAGCACAGAAUCACGCAGGUCGCCCUGGAGGUAGACAGAGUCCUGCGCACAGCCAACUUUCAUCUACGUAAGUGGAAAACUAAUUCAUCACAAAUUCAACAAGCACUACCUACACAAACAGAAAGUACAACAUCACAAAGCGUCCAACUCGGACAACCAGGGGAUAGCUUGCACAAAAUAUUAGGACUUCAAUGGUCAAACCAAAACGACAAUUUGAAUUAUUCAAUUAAUUUGCAACCUAUACCAAAUAAUGUAACAAAACGAGUUAUUUUAUCUCGAGUUUCAAGUAUCUUCGACCCUUUGGGUCUAUUAGGCCCAUGCCUAAUUCUUGCCAAAUGCUUCAUUCAACGACUAUGGGUGGACGGGUCGGAUUGGGACCAACCUAUUUCACAAACUCUUUUAAAAGAUUGGUUAACAUUUUACAAUGGACUUCAAUACCUAAGAUUAUUACAGAUUCCCAGAGUAGUUACAAUAAGCAAUUAUAUAACUUUCCAAUUACAUGGGUUUGCAGACAGCUCCACACAAGCUUACGGGGCGGCCAUUUAUGUGCUUACAACCAAUGCACAAGGCCAAACUCUAGUUCGAUUAUUAUUUUCAAAAACACGAGUAGCACCACUAAAAACUCAAACUAUACCCCGCCUCGAAUUGAGUGCGGCGUUAUUGUUGGCAGUCAAUAUGAAGGAUUUGCAGUCAUCACUCAAAGUCCCUAUAAACGACAUUCAAUACUGGUCCGACUCGACUAUCACGUUAGCGUGGAUAAAGACAGAACCUCACAAGCUAAAUACAUUUGUAGCCAACAGAGUUACCAAGAUUCAAGCUCUAACAGACAAGUCCAAAUGGCGCUGGGUUCCUAGUAAUGAAAACCCAGCAGAUUUGCUUUCAAGGGGGGUUUUACCUGACAAAUUAGUUAACUGCACAACUACCUCUAAGUUUUGGUUUGAAGGACCAACAUUUUUGAGUAAACCACAAGGUGAGUGGCCUCAAAAUAAACAACAAACCCAAGAAUUAAUUGAGCUAAAGGCAAAACAUUCCCCAUGCAAAACAUUAUGCAACACAACACAAAAUAAGGCUAACGAUAACACAUUCAUAAACAAUUUAAUUUCAAGGUGGUCCAGUGACACGAAACUAUUUCGUAUAUUUGCACUCGUACUAAGGUUUUUACACAACUGCAAAAAUAAAACCCACAAAAUUACAGGGCCAAUUUCAUGCCAAGAGCAAAGGCAAGCUGCCAAUAAACUAAUAAUAUUUACACAAAUAGAAUCAUUUCCUAACGAAUACAAACUUCUUAAAAAUAACUCACAAUUACCUAAAACCUCAAAACUUUUGAGUCUUAAACCAUUUAUGGAUAAUGAUCUUAUAAGGGUGGGAGGACGUCUUAGUCAAUCACACUACGAAUUUGACAAAAAACACCCCAUCAUACUACACAGCAAUCACACAUUAACCAAACUAAUUAUGAGGAACGAGCACGUCCGCCUCAUGCAUGCAGGACCCCAGCUGCUGCUGUCUAGCAUGAAGGAGCAGUACUGGCCUAUCAAGGGUAAGCUUUUAGCCAAUAACAUUUUUAGAGAAUGCGUACCUUGCUUCAGAGCCAAGCCACAUACACCGACGCCUAUUAUGGGCGACCUACCAGGUCACAGAGUGCAACCGGCGCCGCCAUUUUACACUGUGGCACUAGACUAUGCAGGUCCAUUUCUACUCAAAGACAGGCAGGGACGUGGUUGCAAAACUUACAAGUCCUAUAUUGCCAUUUUUAUAUGUUCUUCAACGAAGGCCGUACAUAUUGAACUUGUUACAGGUCUAGAAACUCACAGCUUCCUAUCGGCGUUCAGAAGGUUCAUAGCUAGACGCGGGAAGCCACGAGUGGUGGUGAGCGACAACGGCACCACCUUUCGGGGUGCUGACAGGGAGUUAAGGGAGCUAUACGAUUUUCUUAACACGAACUCUAACGAAUUGACAACUUCGUGCACCGAGCAAGGUAUCGAAUGGAAGUUUGUACCUAGUUACUCACCUCACAUGAAUGGUUUGGCAGAGGGCGCUGUCAAAAGUUGUAAAUAUCAUCUUAAGCGUGUCCUAAAACAAAGUCUACUUACCUAUGAAGGUUUCUCAACAAUUUUAAUUCAGAUAGAGGGCAUCCUUAACAGCAGACCUUUAUGUCCCAUUCCUUUUUCCGAUUCCGAAAUAUUCCAAGUCCUUACACCAGCUCACUUCCUAAUAGGAAGAACUCCAGUGGCACUGCCGGAUUACCAAUACGACGAAGUCCCAACCAACCGACUUAAAUACUUUCAACAACUCCAACAGAUCUACCAAUCUUUCUGGAAGGGCUUCUCAAGAGACUACGUGGGGCUACUCCAACAACGAGGCAAGUGGCAGAGCUCCAAGGGACCCACGCUGGCAGCGGGCUCCGUAGUUCUCAUCAAGGACAAGCACACUCCACCAUGCCAGUGGAGACUGGCAAGGAUCAUCGAGACACACCCCGGGGGCGACGGCGUGACUCGCGUUGCCACACUGAAGACAUCCCAGGGCUCCACCAUCAAGCUGUCCUUCCCGAAGAUUUGUCCUCUACCAAUAUUAGAUAAUAAUUAACUUACUUAAAUAACAUUAUGUAUUAACCUUUCUUGUAUCUUAUUUAUCAUUGAAAAUAACUUAAAAUAUCUAGAGUAUCAUACUAUUAUAUUAUAACCAUUUUGCCUGUAACCAAAUGUAACUUAGACUCAUAUUUCAUUUUGUGUAAUACUUGUUUCAAGCAAAUGUAUCUUAAACUCAUACAGUAUAAUUUCAUAUUAUUAGAUAGUACUUAACUGUAUUGCAUUAGUUAGUACAUUAUCAUUAAUGCCAAUAUUUAUUUGUGAAACUUCAAUAAAUGCUUAAGUUGUGUGGGUUUCAUUGAAAUACCAGAGUAGGUACAUAGAUAGGUAGGUAACUUAUUUCAAACAAAUUAACAAUACACAAGUAAUUUAGAUUUCAAUUUAUUGUAGCAAUUAAACCUAAUAAUGUAAACACUUAACUUAGUAGGUACACUCAAUUAAUACACUUUAAAUACAACAAUUUAAAUACUUAAAAUUAAAUUAUUUAACUAUUUCAAGGGGGGAGCAUGUUCCGAACCCAGGUUAGCGCCAUCUACCUAUAUUAUUAUAAAACAAAUGUUUGUAAAGCGCCAUCUAUAAUUCAUCUUGCUUUAUAAGAACUAACAGUACAAUUUACAGUUU
Molecule: messenger RNA, 5538 nt
Organism: Ostrinia nubilalis (European corn borer)
Lineage: Eukaryota; Metazoa; Arthropoda; Insecta; Lepidoptera; Crambidae
Exons: 2
Coding region: 299-4915 (1538 amino acids)
Biological process (GO): DNA integration
Molecular function (GO): nucleic acid binding
Source: RefSeq, a predicted model, not a curated record